Molecule: messenger RNA, 1037 nt
Organism: Acanthisitta chloris (rifleman)
Lineage: Eukaryota; Metazoa; Chordata; Aves; Passeriformes; Acanthisittidae
Gene: RSU1
Product: Ras suppressor protein 1
Exons: 6
Molecular function (GO): protein binding
Source: RefSeq, a predicted model, not a curated record
CUGUACCAGCAAACAUUGCAGACCUGAGAAACAUUGAGGUGCUCAACUUUUUCAACAACCAGAUUGAGGAGCUGCCUACACAGAUCAGCAGCCUUCAGAAGCUCAAACACCUGAACCUUGGCAUGAACAGGUUAAACACCUUGCCAAGGGGAUUUGGCUCUUUACCAGCUCUAGAAGUUCUUGACUUGACUUACAACAAUUUAAAUGAAAAUUCCCUACCAGGAAACUUCUUCUAUCUGACCACCCUGCGUGCACUCUAUCUAAGUGACAACGAUUUUGAAAUCCUACCGCCAGAUAUUGGGAAGCUCACAAAGUUGCAGAUACUGAGUCUUAGAGACAAUGACCUGAUAUCACUGCCUAAAGAAAUUGGUGAGCUCACACAGCUUAAGGAACUACAUAUCCAGGGAAAUCGUCUUACUGUGCUGCCCCCAGAACUGGGUAAUUUGGAUUUGACUGGUCAAAAGCAAGUCUUCAAAGCAGAGAACAAUCCCUGGGUUACCCCUAUUGCUGACCAGUUCCAGCUGGGAGUCUCUCAUGUUUUUGAAUACAUUCGUUCAGAAACUUAUAAGUAUCUUUAUGGCAGACACAUGCAGGCGAAUCCUGAACCUCCAAAGAAGAACAAUGACAAGUCAAAGAAGAUCAGCCGUAAACCUCUGGCAGCCAAGAACAAAUAAGUGCCUGGCUUCUGCCUCUCAUUUUAUAUCUUUUACAUUGCUUUUCCAUGUGCCUAUAAUAUUCCUAUGCAUCUCCUGUUACUUAUAAGAAAGCAGGGACUAGAAAUAAUGCAAUUUACUAUGUAUACUGCUUUAGAAGGUACUGCUAAAGGGAUACAAAAUUACAUAUUCUUCUAAUUAUGGUCACAUUUAUGUAGCCACUUAAUACAUCACUGUGGAACAUAUUUUAGCUUUUCUAUUUAUAUGUAUAUUAAUGUCCUCUCUUCACACGUGUCACAUCCUGUUAAUAUCAGGUGUUUGCACCUAUAUUAUACAAUAUUAAAUUUCAUAUGAUAUUCCAAGGGAUUUUAAUAAAGUUCUUCA